AUGGGCUCCUCCGCUGAGAGCAGAAGCAGGAUGGGUAGCAUAAAGCCCAUGGGGAUUCAGCUCAUCGAGUGUGUCCGUGGCGGCCCUCUCUCCUUCAGAUCAUCUCAGGCUCUUGUGUUGGUGCUCACCUUCCUGUCAUAUGCCAGUUACCAUGCCACUAGGAAAACCACAAGCAUUGUCAAGAGUGUUCUUGAUCCCAAGACAACAAACCUGGGCUUGUUGCACUGGCCCAGCCAUAUGUAUCUUCAAGAACUGAAAGGCGCGGCGAACAACACGGCUCUCCAGAGUGGCUGGGCUCCGUUCAACGGCGAGGAUGGCACCAAGCUGCUCGGCGAGAUCGACUUGGCUUUCCUUGGGGUGUAUGCCAUUGGCAUGUUCUUUGCCGGCCAUUUGGGUGACCGGGUGGAUCUCAGGAUCCUCCUGACCAUCGGAAUGGUAGGGACCGGGCUGUUCACCGCCGCUUUCGGAGCCGGCUACUGGCUCAACAUCCACAGCUUCUACUACUUUCUCGGCGUCCAGAUGAUCGCCGGUCUGUUCCAGUCGUCCGGCUGGCCCUCCGUGGUCGCGGUCGUCGGCAAUUGGUUCGGGAAGAGCAAGAGGGGGCUGAUCAUGGGGAUCUGGAACGCUCACACCUCAGUGGGAAACAUUUCUGGCUCGCUGAUCGCGGCUGCCAUGCUGAAGUUCGGGUGGAGCUGGUCGUUUGCAGUGCCCGGUGCCAUGAUUGCGCUGGUCGGGCUGGCCGUGUUUCUCUUCUUGCCUGUUGAUCCUGAGGUGGUCGGGGUCGAGGAGGAUCGCCAUGUGAAGGACUACGAGAAGAAUGGCACGGAUGUGCCUCUGCUGGAGGGACAUUCGAGUGGACGAGACGAGGCAGUGGGGUUCAUCCAGGCAUGGAGAAUCCCUGGCGUUGCCCCAUUUGCUCUCUGCCUCUUCUUCUGCAAGCUUGUCGCCUACACGUUCCUCUAUUGGCUCCCUUUCUACCUCAGCCACACAGAGAUCGGGGGAGAAUAUCUGUCAGACUCCGCGGCGGGGAUCCUGUCGACCCUGUUCGACGUGGGCGGCGUCGUCGGCGGCAUCCUGGCCGGCCACAUCUCCGACCGGCUCGACGCGCGGGCGCUGACGGCGGCGACCUUCACCUUCUCGGCCAUACCGGCGCUCUUCUUCUACCGCAUCUACGGGAGCAUCUCGCUGACGUGGAACGUGGCGCUCAUGUUCGUGACGGGGGUGCUGGUGAACGGGCCCUACGCGCUCAUCACCACCGCCGUGUCCGCCGACCUCGGCACGCACAGCUCGCUCAACGGCAACUCCCGCGCGCUGGCCACCGUGACGGCGAUCAUCGACGGCACGGGGUCCAUCGGCGCGGCCGUCGGGCCGCUCCUGACGGGGUACAUCUCCGCCAAGAGCUGGAGCGGCGUGUUCACGAUGCUCAUGGCGUCGGCGCUCGUCGCCGGCCUGCUGCUGUCGAGGCUGGUCGUGGCCGAGAUCACCACGAAGAUGGCGGCGCCGCAGAGGCCCGUCGAUUCGGCUGGCGAUCUGCCCGUGUCGUCGCUGGAGGAGCCUUAG
Molecule: messenger RNA, 1560 nt
Organism: Triticum turgidum subsp. durum (durum wheat)
Lineage: Eukaryota; Viridiplantae; Streptophyta; Magnoliopsida; Poales; Poaceae
Source: the annotation of a GenBank genome assembly